AUAGGAAAAAGAAAGAUGAGAGAGAAAGAAGCAUUGGGGAAAGGAAGCCUAGAGAGGCAAGAGAUGAAAAGGGUAGGAGAAAGUGGGGAAGGGGGAGAAGAAAAGGAGGAAAAUUUGGGAGAAAAGUUGAGAGGAAGGAGGAGGAGAGGAGUAUUGAUUAGAAAAAGCACUGGUGGUGGCCCAACCACUCCAGUGUCCUCAUGGAGUUGGAGACCUUGUUGCCCUUUUGGCCUUGAUCCCAUCAUCAAUAAAGACUCCCACUUUACCAUUAAUACCAGCUCCUCCUCCUCCUACUCUGUCUCUGUUAGAAAGCUAGCUGCUGCUCUUUGGGAGUUUCAACACUUCCAAUUCCUUCCAAAGAUGCACAGAGGUCCUCACACUAAUGGCGGCGGCGGCGGCGGCGGUGCUCCACCUCCUAGGCUGAGACACCUUCAGCUCCAACACCACCACCUCAGCAGAGACAAGAAGGCUCUUGAUCUUUCUCAUUUUUUGGCUGAUAAUUCUCCCAGUUCUCCUGACCAGCCAGAAAGUGCAAGCAGUUUAAGAAGGCAUAUUGCAGCAUCGUUGAUGCAACAUCAUCGGACAAUUGAAAGGAACAAAUUGAACAAUCACAUUAUGCAGCCUGCAUCUCCUGCAAGCUACGGUAGUUCACUGGAGGUGGCUCCGUAUAACCCUGCAGUCACCCCUAGCAGUUCUUUAGACUUUAAGGGAAGGGUUGGCGAUUCACACUAUAAUCUUAAAACAUCUACAGAACUGCUAAAAGUUUUGAACCGGAUUUGGAGCUUGGAGGAACAACAUACAUCUAAUAUAGCAUUGAUAAAGGCGUUGAAAACAGAGUUAGAUCAUGCCCGUGUUAAGAUCAAAGAGUUGCUACGGGUUCGGCAAGCUGAUCGACAUGAGCUAGAUGAUUUGGUGAAACAAAUUUCAGAAGAUAAACUAGUUAGAAAGAGCAAAGAACAGGAUCGAAUCCAUGCUGCAGUUCAGUCCGUGAGGGAUGAGCUAGAAGAUGAGAGAAAGUUAAGAAAACGAUCAGAAAGUCUGCACAGGAAGUUGGCGAGGGAGCUUGCUGAGGUGAAAUCUUCUCUUGCUAAUUCUGUGAAAGAGCUUGAAAGAGAGAGAAAAUCGAGGAGGUUGUUAGAAGACCUGUGCGACGAGUUUGCUACGGGAAUAAAAGAAUAUGAACAAGAGGUGCAUUCUUUGAAACAGAAGACUGACAAGGAUUGGACGGGAAGAUCUGAUCAUGGUAGAUUGAUUCUCCAUGUAUCUGAAUCGUGGCUGGAUGAGCGGAUGCAGAUGCAGCUAGAUGAAGCCGAGUGUGGCGUUUCAGGAAAUAACUCAAUAGCGGAUAAGUUAAGCCUUGAAAUAGAGGCUUUCCUUAGAGCUAAACAUAUGAACUCUCCAAAGCAUACUGAAAAUCUGAUGACAAGAAAUCGUAGGAAUUCAAUGGAAUCUGUCCCUCUGAAUGAGGUUGUGAGUGCGCCUCAAGACGUGGGUGAAGAAGAAGAUGAUUCUUUUGGCAGUGAUUCAAAUUGUUUUGAGCUCAAUAAGCCUACCAACGGUGACUUCAAAUUGGUUGGUGAUGAAGCUGCCAAAAAUCAUAUUGAGAAAAAGGUGAAAUCAGACCCCUCAAAGAAAAAGCCGGUCUCUUCUGAAAGGGUAAGAAGUCGGAGUCCCUCCAGCUUGCAAGUGAAGUUUGAAGAACAGAUGGCUUGGGCCGUGUCUUGUAAUGGAAAUAAGAAGUCCCAGAUGGAGAAUCCAGAACAGGAGAAAAUCGAAGGGAAGCCGCCCGAAAUAAGCACAUCCCAAAAAUCUGAGCAUUGUGAAGCCACUGAAGAUAAUGCUUACAGAAAAGGAAAUAAACAAGAUGAAACCCAUGUUUCGAAUUCGAAUCACAUGGCUGAAAACCUUAUAAGAAGUCAACUACUGAUGCCGGAUGGUGGGGGGAUUGUACAUUCCGAAAACAAUUACAAUGAGGCUUCCUGCAGUAAUACUGGCUGGAGGAAUCAGGCAAGUCCAGUAAGACAGUGGAUGGCGAGACUAGCAUCUCCUUCUCGUGACAAGUCCGAGUCUUCUUCAAAGUUGCCUCCACGGACAAGAGAGAACACCUUGAAGGCAAAGCUUCUUGAAGCAAGGUCGAGGGGACAACGGACACGUCCAAAAGCUUCCAAAAACACGUCUAAAUCCUCUGAAAGGGUAAACUGAUCCUGCGUCACCCGCCGGUGGGAGUUUUCAUAACCCUUGUGAAUAUUGCCGCCACACAAUCUCGGGGUAUGAAAAUCUAUGCCUUCACUAGUCUGUUUCUCUCUCUCUCUCUGGUAGCUUUUGAAAAGAAUGUUUGUAAAUGAGUGUAAUGUUAAGAGUUGAAAGACCCAACAAUUUCGGGCCGCCUGACGUGCCAUGUUUGUAGGUUUGGAAAGAGUUAAGGAAAGUAGUCAUUUUCUAGUAA
Molecule: messenger RNA, 2446 nt
Organism: Pyrus x bretschneideri (Chinese white pear)
Lineage: Eukaryota; Viridiplantae; Streptophyta; Magnoliopsida; Rosales; Rosaceae
Exons: 3
Coding region: 16-2202 (728 amino acids)
Source: RefSeq, a predicted model, not a curated record